AUGGAGUCCGAGGCUUUUGAGGACAUGCAGAAGGGCGGCGGAACCCUCCGCAUGGUCAAGGAUUUGGGCGCCGGUGCUGCUGGUGGAAUUGCCCAGGUGCUUCUCGGACAACCUUUCGACAUUGUCAAGGUUCGCCUGCAAACCACCACCCAGUACUCCAAUGCCUUGGACUGUGCCACCAAGAUCUUCAAGAACGAAGGCCCCUUUGCCUUCUACAAGGGUACCUUGACUCCGUUGAUCGGAAUCGGUGCCUGCGUCAGUGUACAAUUCGGAGCUUUCCACGAAGCCCGUAGACGUCUGGAGAAGCUCAACAAGAAGAAAUACGCCGACAGCACUCUCUCUUACUCCCAGUACUACCUGGCCGGCAGUUUCGCCGGUCUCACCAACUCCGUGCUCUCGGGACCCAUCGAGCACGUCCGUAUCCGUCUGCAAACCCAACCCCACGGCGCAGACCGUCUGUACAACGGCCCCAUCGACUGCAUCCGCAAGCUCUGCAAUCAAGGCGGCGUCCUCAAGGGUCUCUUCCGCGGCCAGAACGUCACGUACCUCCGUGAAGCCCAGGCCUACGGAACCUGGUUCUUGGCGUUCGAGUACCUGAUGAACCAAGAUGCCAAGCGCAACAACAUCAAGCGUGAGGAUAUCUCCAGCAUCAAGGUCGCGACGUAUGGUGGUUUGGCGGGUGAGGCUCUCUGGUUGAGCAGUUACCCCUUUGAUGUCGUCAAGAGUAAGAUGCAGUGUGAUGGUUUCGGCGCUCAGCAGCAGUUCAAGAGCAUGACCGAUUGCUUCAAGAAGACUUAUGCCGCGGAGGGUUUCGCCGGCUUCUGGAAGGGUAUCGGUCCUACUUUGCUUAGGGCUAUGCCUGUGUCUGCGGGCACUUUUGCUGUCGUCGAGCUCACCAUGAGAGCCCUUGGUUGA
Molecule: messenger RNA, 915 nt
Organism: Aspergillus ibericus CBS 121593
Lineage: Eukaryota; Fungi; Ascomycota; Eurotiomycetes; Eurotiales; Aspergillaceae
Product: putative mitochondrial carrier protein (Ymc1)
Exons: 5
Coding region: 1-915 (304 amino acids)
Biological process (GO): mitochondrial L-ornithine transmembrane transport
Molecular function (GO): L-ornithine transmembrane transporter activity
Source: RefSeq, a predicted model, not a curated record